Spirodela intermedia is the source of this 4546-nucleotide messenger RNA. The record is from the annotation of a GenBank genome assembly. NCBI's taxonomy places the organism in Eukaryota, Viridiplantae, Streptophyta, Magnoliopsida, Alismatales, Araceae.
AUGUGGAAGGAUGUCAGGGACAGAGAGGGGGGCGCGAUUCGCCCCGUCACUUUCCGCGGCCGUGUCUGCCGCCGCCGAGUCGCGGCUCUCGACGUCUCCAACCAGAAGGAGAUCGUCAGCGCCCACCGCGGCGGCGUCAACUCGCUCCAGGUACUUUGGUUCCAAGUUGCUCGGUUUUUUCACCUGAGAAAUAUCCUUCAGGGAGGAGGAAUUCCUGUUCUAGUUCACCGUCGAACUUGACAGAGACCAGAUGAUUCGACGAUAGCGAUCACAAGUUUACGUUAACAGUUUAUUUAGCCCAUUUACUUCUCUGAAUUCCAAUAAUCGAUUCAGUUUUACUAUGAAUAUCUAAAAACUUCACCGCUCAUGCUGCCAUCGAACGCCGUCAAAGUUAUACUAGCCACCUAGAGAUACUCCAAAAUAAAGAGCAGCCGCAAGACUAUUGCUGUGUUGUUCCGGGACUGCAGAUUUUUUUUUACAGAUAGAUUUCGAUGAUUUUACCGGAAAAUCAGGUUGAUUUGACAGAAGGUCGAUACCUGCUAGCUGGUGCGUCGGAUGGAUCAGCUGCUGUUUAUGAUAUCCAACGCUCAACAGACUAUGAGGGAGGUGGGCGAAUUGCAAAACACAGAAGCCUCCUCGUUGUUGACAAACAACAUGCCCAUGGACACAAAUUUUCCAUUUCAUCAGUUGUAUGGUAUCCAGUGGACACGGGACUGUUCAUUACGGGAUCAUUUGAUCAUCGGAUUAAAGUGUGGGACACAAACGCUUCUCAAGUAUGGUUAAACUUCUGAGUCAUGACUCAUCCUCUCAAUAAGCUUUCGUGCGGAUCUACUGCGACAUUCUCCUCGUAAAAUCUUGUUUGUGUAGGUAGUCAUGGAUUUCAAGAUGCCUGGAAAAGUGUACGGUACGUCUAUGUCGUCCGUAGCCACUACACACAUGCUGAUUGCCGCAGGAACUGAGGAUGUUCAAGUUCGCCUAUGUGAUAUCGCAUCUGGUGCUUUUACUCACACACUUUCUGGUCAUCGUGGUAAGAUGCGUCUCAUUGUUUGAAUACCGUACUGUCGAUUUCUUAUUGUUACACCUUAACAAUUGGAAUUCCACAGCUUCACAGCAUUGUGUUUCCGUGGUAUAUAAAUUGGACUUGGUUAAAUAUAAAGACGAAUUUGUUGUUGGAAGACUUCAAUUCCUAUUCAUUCACACCUGUCUUAGAAUCCAUUUUUAUUCUCCCCAAGCUAGAUGUGAUAUGCUGUUGUAAGCCACUGUGCGUGUAGAAAGGGCUAGCUGGGUAGUUCCCCACUCAUAUCAUAUUCCUGUAGAGCUUGACCAUGGCGUUACAUAGGUGAGAGCACUCGAUGGCGGUGGGGGCAUGGAACUGAGUAAUUUUCAUUUCACUAUUCGGUUUCUGGAGACACUUGGGAUCAAGAGGAUGUUGAUGGAUACUUUAGAAUACCGGAUUUUCUCUGAUAAUUUUUUAUAAUGUUAGAUGCUGUGGAGGAAGGGCAAUGAUAACAGAGCGUCUGUGGGAGUUAGACAGUAGUUAUGAGAGGAUAUAAAUCAGAUAGUAAAAUCGAAUUCCAAACAAUGUGUUGAAUAGAUCAUAAUGUCCUUGAGUACGCUGUACUCGAAAAUUAAGUGGUUGAGCUAGUUGAAGGUCAGCAGAGGUAGAUGUGAAUGAGGAGCCUACUUGGGUUUUUUUUUUUCAAGAAUAGAUAGAAAUUAGUGCGAACAACUGUUUUCAUUAAAAAGAAAUAAUAAACUUUGUUGACAUUCUAAGGUUAUUCAGUUUGGGACGAAUAUUAGUAUUAGAGCAUCGAAGGGAUGCAUGAUGGUGGAAAUUAAAAAUUUCGGCGGGUUUUUUUUUUUGGAGUAGAAGUUUGUGAAGGAUGAUUUGAAAUUCGUAAUGGAGUAAACUACUUGUACCUUGACUGGACAAGGGGAUCUUCAGUGACAAGAAAAAUGAGCCCUGACAGAUACAAAGGAGACACAGUGGCGAAAUAGAAUUUGAGAAUAUUUUAAAAUAAGAGAACCUUGUCAAAGUUAGAUGUGGUGAGCAUCUAAGGGCGGUGAAUGGAGCUGUAAAAUAAGAAAUAUCUGAGGGCGGUGAAUGGAGCAAAAUUAAUAGCCUAUGGUCACUUUUCUGAUAUGGUGAGCAUAAGAGCAAGCGUGAAGAGGUACUAUUAAUAACUUUGCUGAAAUUUAGAGAGAAACAAGAUAAAGUUUCUAGAAAAUUUUCUAUUACGUUUCUAGAUAAUUUUCUAUUGACGUGAACUGUAGGAACUUUGGAGGAAAAUAAGGAAUUUGAGAAACAUUUUUUCUUCUAAAAACUGUUCAAUCAGAUAAGCUCUGAGGUUUUCAAACUGGUUUAUAAGCUCAAACCUUUUGAACUUUUCCUAAAAUGUGACAAAAAUGAGCACAUAACAUCAAAUGUGGAGAGAGAAAAUAAUCAAACCCCGCAUGGUUCCCCAUUGGGUAUGAAUAUUACAUGGAAGAUGACCAGCUGAUUACCUGUUUUGCUUUCGCUUUCAUUUGCAUACUUCGAAUAUUGUUGUGUGGCUGAGCUGUUUCAUGUUGCUUUGUCAUCUCUCAUUUGGAUUGGUAGUCGUCAUUGCCCUUCUGAGUUCCUUAUAUAUAACAAGCGCCUCUAUACAUAACUCUGCAUCUGAUGGCAGAUGGGAUAAUGACUGUGGAAUGGUCCUCCUCCAGCGACUGGAUUUUGAUGACAGGGGGUUGUGAUGGUGCAGUACGUUUUUGGGACAUUAGACGUGCUGGUUGUUUUCUUGUUCUGGAUCAGUCUCGUUCUCAAUUUGGAAGCCGGUCACCAUUAGCUGAAAGUUCAUCGAAGAAAGUAUAAUCUCUCUCUCUCUCUCUCUCUCUCUCUCUCUCUCUCUCUCUCUCUCGCUCUCUCCUCCUCCCUCUUAUGCACUUUUCAAAUAUUUUUCCUGUCCAAAACUAGCCUAGUUUAUAUUCAUUAGCGUAUGGACUAUGCCUUCCAGUUGAUUUAAAGUGGACGUCAUUCACUUUUAUAGUUCAUUCACCAUGAUCACUCUCACAAGACGCCUUGCAUUCCUUCAGAAAUUCUGAUGUGAAUGGCACUGUUGGGAUCAUGGUAUUCACUUUUAGCAUGCCUUGGAUGUUUAUUUAGUGCCUGACUGAUAAAUAUGUAGCCACUCAUGGACUAGAAAUCUACCUGUGGUGUCAUGAAAAGACUGCAAUAGAGGGCCAGAAGAUUGAACACAUGAAUUUUAAGUGCUUGGCAAAGGAUAUUUUUCCCCUAUUUUCAGUCCCGUUCCCUCCCUUAAGAAAUUAAAAAAACUGUGCAUAUAGGUAUUGCUUUCCCAGCAGUCGGUUCCCCAGAGAGGAGCCUCCUCAACUAUCUCAAUUGCACCCGAGAGAAAGGUUCCCCAUUACAGCAAUACGAGGAAAUUGUCAACUUCCCAAAGAGGUAAGCUGAUCAAGGGUUUUGAUACUCAGAGGCUCCACCCUGGCAUGUCAUCCAGUCGGAAUAGAUCAACAGCUCACUACGGUGCUGUAACUGGCCUAAGAGCAACGAAGGACGGGAUGUAUCUCCUAAGUACUGGUGAGCUUCAUCCUCUCUUCAGCUUAGCAGAUUAUCCUGAUACCAACACCGAAUACUUGUGCUUCUUCUUAUCACCCAGAAAUUUCAUCGAAACCCAUCAGAUAUCAGCUCGAUAUGACGUUCAAUCUGACUACCUAUGGGCAGCAUAUAUCUCAGAAUUUCAGUGCGUCUUAUGAGAUGUUGGGAACUCUCAGGGUCCGAUUCAAGGCUGAGGUUGUGGGACAUCGAGUCCGGCUGCAACACCUUGGUGAACUUCGAGGCGACCCAUCUCCACACAAGGCCUUUGGGGCUGGCGGUGGGCGAGGACUCCUCCCUGGUGUUCGUCCCCUGCAUGGCGACCGUCAAGGUGCGCCUUUUUAUUGCCCAUUAGUGAGGGUGAUUAUUCGGAUAAUUGUGCACGACAAUGGGCUUACGCGCCUUCUGGGUGAGAUCUUUGUCAGGCGUUUGACAUGUGGUCGGGCGCCACAUCCCGGACAUUCCGAGGGCAUUUUGAGUCGGUCAACUGUUGCUUCUUCAGCGCCCAUAAUCAGGUCUGGAAGACCACGCGGCCUCAGCCUUUGCUUGCUCACGGUGAAUGAGAACAGCUGAAUUUCUAUUUGUGUUUGCAGGAGCUGUACAGCGGGAGCAAUGACAGGCAAAUCCUUGUCUGGUCUCCGCCUAACAAGGCCGCCGUAGAACUGGUACUCCUCGCAAUCGCUUCUCAUCCACACGCCAUCAAGCUCAAGAACCCUAGGACUGAGUUUAGGGGCUGGGAUGGGCAUUAAGCUCCUAACUCUCUCUCUCUCUCUCUCUCUCUCUCUCUCUACUUUGUGGGUCGUCUUAAAUUGGAGGUGAACAAAUUGUAGGGCGAGUCCAGACAAUCAUUAUUAGAAUUGCUCAUUCACCCCUGGUGACAUUGACCUGCAGGAUCAAGAAGUCAACGGCGGUCAGCGGGGCCCUGAUUCCGACCAGGAUCGGUGGAGUGACUAG